Molecule: messenger RNA, 1976 nt
Organism: Terrapene triunguis (Three-toed box turtle)
Lineage: Eukaryota; Metazoa; Chordata; Testudines; Emydidae
Product: histidine protein methyltransferase 1 homolog
Exons: 1
Coding region: 831-1922 (363 amino acids)
Biological process (GO): peptidyl-histidine methylation, to form tele-methylhistidine
Molecular function (GO): protein-L-histidine N-tele-methyltransferase activity
Source: RefSeq, a predicted model, not a curated record
AACUGAUGGUGUCACUUUUAUUUUAAAGUGAGGACAAAACCAAACAUAUAAUACCAAGUGAGAAUCAGAUGCCCUGAAAAAGAACAGGAGAAACCCUGGCAUAGUCGUUCAAAAUAGAGCAAGUAGAAUGCAGAGCAAUAAUCUUUUAAUUUACAGACGAGAAUGAGACCACAGUCUGAAAUUUGGAACAAUCACAUUUUCUUGUCGGACAAUCAAAUUUGAACUUUUAGUUUCCUGUAGGCAAGCGAUUUAUAUCUUCUUGAACUUGUCGGUGUGCUUUGCAAGGAGGAAGGCUGUGACUAAAGCACAAGAUUAAAUUAUUCAGGAGACCAGACUUUACUCAACUCUGCCAUUCACUUCCUGCAUUACCUUUCACAAAUCCCUUAAUUGUCUUUUGUUUUCUCCUCUGUGAAAUGGGAAUAGUAAUAAUUGCUUACCUCAAAGGGAUGUUACAAGGUGGCAUUAGAUAAUAUUUGUAACUUAUGUUGUCCUUUGGAUAGAUACAAGCGCAAAGUAUUUAUCUUUCAAUUUAAUGAAAUGUGAUAUUUGACAUAUAUUCUCUUUUUAUAGAAUUCAACAGAUGAAUUUGCAGAGAAAGUGGACAUUAUACCUGCAAAGUAGAGGCUUUCAUAGUGAUAACUAAUGUAAAGAUCUUUGCAGACAGCUUUUAACUAUGGCAGAGCAACCUUACAGCCAGGGAGCAAGUUCUUAUCUGCACAAGCCAUAGAAGAAAAAUCACAUUUAUAUUAACAGUUUCAUUGGAUGAGUGUCUGCCCUAUUGUAACUUUGGAUAUAAGCUGUGAUUUAUUUUUUUCGUACUUCAUAGGAAAAUGGCUUUUCAGUUUAACUUCUCUAUUGAAGAGAAAGCAGGAAAUGAACUCGAGACUCUUGGUGAUACAGCCUUGCAGCUGGAAUCUGCACAGGCUUCUUUGAACCCAGGCGGAUCUACAGAAAAGAGCAAAGAAAUUUCAUCAGAAGAAAACGUUGUGCACAAGGAGUCUCUGUGUGCACAUGAGGCAACACCCAAAACUUCAGAUCCAGUAGCAAACUGUAGCCCGGUCCAGGUGCUGCCAAAGAAACGAGCCAGCUUUAAAGUUGCCAAAGAGCAUAAUAUUCCUGAAGAUUUCAGCAAAGUGUUAGAAAAUAAAGUUAUGGAAGCUGUACAGGGCCUAUACUAUGUAAAUAUUUCUGUGGUGGAAAUGACCCUUUCAAAUGACUCCCAUGAAGAAGACAUAGUGUCUAAAAGUAUUUCUUCUCACUCUGAUCUUAUCACAGGCAUCUAUGAAGGGGGGCUGAAAAUAUGGGAAUGCACUUUUGAUCUCAUGGAUUAUUUGUCAGAGGCUGAAAUGCAGUUUAUCAACAAGACAGUCUUGGAUCUUGGUUGUGGGGCUGGGCUGCUGGGAAUACUUGCAUUAAAGAGAAAAGCUAAAAAAGUCCACUUUCAGGACUAUAACCACACUGUGAUUGAUGAAAUAACCUUGCCUAAUGUAGUGGCUAACUGUACUGAUGGUGGUGGUGAUGGCGGAAUUAGUGAACCUCCUUCAAAGAAGCACAAGAAAGCAGACUUCAUACCAGCUCUAAUGUCUAAGUGCAGAUUUUUUUCUGGAGAAUGGGCUGAGUUUAGCCAACUCCUGUUAAGUGGCAACAAACCCUUUUCAAAGUAUGAUCUUAUUCUCACAUCCGAGACCAUCUACAAUCCUGACUAUUACAGUGCUUUGCAUGAUACGAUUUCUAAACUGUUGGAUAAAAAUGGCCGCGUGUAUUUGGCUAGCAAAGCACAUUAUUUUGGGGUGGGAGGUGGUGUGCAUAUCUUUGAGAAAUUCAUUGAAGAGAGGAAUGUGUUCAGGACUAGAACUGUCAAAGUUAUCGAUGAAGGACUGACACGGUACAUUAUUGAAAUGGCCUUUAAGAUUUCCAGUUAAUCCACUCAUUCCCCAUUGUGCCUGUUAAAUAUCUUAAUAAAGAUGUGAUUUAUA